AUGACAAUAAAGGAAGUAUUCAGAUUAGAUCCUUUGAACUAUAUUACAUUACCAUCAUUCGCAUUUGAUAUGGCAAAAAAGAUGACUAAGGUCAAGCUCGAAUUAUUCCAUAAAGCAAAAGCAAAUUUUCUUAGAAUGAAAGGCUAUAAUAAACAUAAGACAAAUAAAUGGCUCCUAUAUUUAGAUGCGAAUAAUUUAUACGAAUGGGCUAUAUCACAAUAUUUACCGACAGGAGGAUUCUGGUGGCUUGACCUAGACAAACUGCCAGAUAUACGAUCUAUAUCACCAACUGCAAAACAAGGCAGUGCUUGA
Messenger RNA from Funneliformis mosseae, 312 nucleotides. Lineage: Eukaryota; Fungi; Glomeromycota; Glomeromycetes; Glomerales; Glomeraceae. The record is from the annotation of a GenBank genome assembly.